Molecule: messenger RNA, 414 nt
Organism: Bathycoccus prasinos
Lineage: Eukaryota; Viridiplantae; Chlorophyta; Mamiellophyceae; Mamiellales; Bathycoccaceae
Exons: 1
Coding region: 1-414 (137 amino acids)
Molecular function (GO): peptidyl-tRNA hydrolase activity
Source: RefSeq, a predicted model, not a curated record
AUGAGGACGUCUGCGACGAAUGGCGAUGUGAACGACGAAGAUGUUUUGACGCAAUACAUCAUCCUGAGAAGAGACUUGUGGCGAGAAAAAGCGUGGCCGUUGGGGUCGAUCGCCGCGCAAGUCGCGCACGCCUCCGUGGCGGCUUUGGAGACGUUCAAAACGAACGAAGAUUCAAUUAAGUACGUUGCAAAGGAGAAGUUAUCGUCCAUGACGAAAGUGGUUUUAGAGGUGAAAGGAGAAGCACAAUUAAUGACAUUAAGCGAAAAGUUAACGGAGAACAACAUCGACUAUUACGCGUGGCGAGAACAACCGGAAGAUUACGUGACGUGCGUGGCGCUGAGGCCGUAUAGGAAAGAGGAGGUGCGAGAGCUUUUGAAGAAGUGUAAUCUGGCGAGCGACGUACGAGGAGGAUGA